This is a messenger RNA of Durio zibethinus, 1534 nucleotides long. RefSeq names its product peroxidase 10-like. Gene Ontology annotation, biological process: response to oxidative stress; hydrogen peroxide catabolic process. The record is from RefSeq and is a predicted model, not a curated record. Gene Ontology annotation, molecular function: peroxidase activity; heme binding. NCBI's taxonomy places the organism in Eukaryota, Viridiplantae, Streptophyta, Magnoliopsida, Malvales, Malvaceae.
CUUCGGCCAUGGGUCACAAACUCUUCUCUUACUUCACUUUGCUCUUCCUUUUAGGCUACUGCCUCUUCGCCUUUGUCCUUCUUUUUCCCUUUGCGUAUGGCCAGCUUGAUUACCAUUUUUAUGGGAGAUCAUGUCCCCACUUGUCAAAUAUUGUUAGGUACGGUGUCUGGGCAGCCUACAAGAAUGAUACCAGGAUAGCUGCAUCUCUCCUGCGGUUGCACUUUCAUGAUUGUUUUGUAAAUGGCUGUGACGCAUCAGUGCUUCUUGAUGACACAGAAGAUUUCAAGGGCGAGAAGAAUGCCUUUCCAAACCGUAACUCUGUUCGAGGUUAUGAUGUCAUUGACAAUAUAAAAACGGAUGUUGAAAGGUUUUGCCCAUCAACUGUUUCAUGUGUUGAUAUAUUGACUCUUGCAGCAAGGGAAGCUGUUGUCUUGUCAGGAGGGCCUUCCUGGCCAGUAAUGCUUGGGCGACGAGAUGGAACAACUGCUAGUCAGCAGGCGGCUAAUGAACAAUUGCCAUCACCUUUUGAGCCUCUGGAGAAUAUCAUUGCCAAAUUCACAUCAAAGGGUCUUGACCUUAAGGAUGUUGUAGUUCUCUCAGGAGCUCAUACCAUAGGUUAUGCUCAAUGUUUAACCUUCAAGAGAAGACUUUUCAACUUCCAGGGCUCUGGUAAGCCUGACCCCACGCUCGAUGCUUCAGCCCUCGAUGGCUUGCAAAGAAUGUGUCCAAACAUGGACACCUCAAACAGCAAUCUCGCUCCCCUCGAUUCUGCAAGUGCCUAUAGAUUUGACAAUAUGUAUUACACAAACCUUGUCAACAAUAAGGGGCUUCUUGAAUCUGAUCAAGCACUAAUGGGAGAUCCAAAAACUGCUGACAUGGUUAAUUCCUAUAGCUCCAAGUAUUUUCUUUUCUGGAAUGAUUUUGCUAAAUCAAUGGCCAGGCUUGGCAAUCUUGGUGUACUCACGGGGGAAAAGGGACAAAUCAGAAAGAACUGUGGGUCUGUGAACUUAUAAUGCUGGUCUAUGUACGAAGCUUAUGUAGUUUGAUCAAAGCACCAAGAUUGUCAAUAAACUAUAAUAAUUUGGUGUUCCUGUGUUAGAUGUAUGAUUAAUCAUUCUCCAAGAACUCUGUAGUCCACCCAGCUCAGCUACAUAUUUUAUUUUAUGCUUUUUUUUUAACACCUCCUUUGGCUUUCCACUUUCACUUGGGAUAAAUGUCAGGUUUCUUUUGAGUUUUGAGGAGAAGAUUUAGGCUCAAACGCAUAUAGAUUCAAUAAAGAAGCCGAAAAGGAGUGAUUGGGUUCAAAGAGGAAAAUAUAAAGGAAACCUGUUGGAUGCCUGACCAACCUUUGUACAAACCCCCAUUGGGAUCUCUGUCCUUGUCUUUCAAAAACACCCAUCUUUUCUCUCAAAUAUCCAUCUUUGUCUGUCUUUAGUUUGUAUAUUAAGAUGCCUCAAAACUAUUGUAUAUCAUGAACAAUCAUCAUCAUCAUCAUCAUCACUCAUGGAUGUAUUCUCUGAUUUCAAACAUUAAG